AUGAGGACCGAUCGGGACUACAACGAGACCUUGCAAUCUGAUCAGUCCACGGAGUUUUCCAUGUCCAGUCCGAGGGCGAGCAGCUUUCUUUCGCUGUACUCUUCGGGCACCGGCGAGGGAAUUGAUUUGAUUGAUGAUCUUUCGAGGGCUCUGCUUGGGAGCGGAUGGACCCUUUUUUCAGGACAGCUAAAAGAAUCCCGAGAAUCGAAAUGGGAUGCGAGUGAAUAUUGUGCCGCCAAACAGGUGACUGAGGACGGAAUUGGGGAUUAUCUAGGGAAGGAACAAAAGGCAUCAUUACAUGGAUUGGACAAAGAAUCCCUCAAUGGUAGUAAUGAUCAACAACCAAGGUGGAGAAAAUGGGGGUUAUCUCCAAGCAGCAGUCCAUCGACAAUCACUAAAUUCGGGUCAUCAAUCAUAUUCCCACUGUAUGGCAAUGUAUAUCCCAAUGGGUUUUAUUUUGUUCAGGUUUACCUGGGAUACCCACCAAGGCCUUAUUUUCUUGAUCCUGACACAGGCAGCGACCUCACGUGGGUACAAUGUGAUGCCCCUUGUGUUCGUUGUACAGCGGGAUUUCAUCCGCUUUAUCGCCCAAGCAAUGACCUUGUUGUGUGUAGAGAUCCUCUUUGCGCUUCCCUUCACACGUCCGAUUACACUUGUGACAACCCACAACAAUGUGAUUAUGAAGUCGAGUAUGCAGAUGGAGGCUCAUCCCUGGGAGUGCUCGUCAAUGAUUUCUUUACCCUAAAUCUGACCAGUGGGGUCCGUGUGAGUCCUCGUUUGACUAUUGGGUGUGGCUAUGAUCAAUUACCUGGAGCAUCUGAUCACCCGUUAGAUGGUGUAUUUGGCCUCGGAAAAGGAAAAUCGAGCAUUGUUUCUCAACUUCGUGAUCAAGGAGUCGUGAAAAAUGUUAUAGGCCACUGCUUAAACGGACGAGGAGGUUUUCUUUUCCUAGGAGACAGCGCUUAUGGUUCUUCACGCAUAACAUGGACACAAAUGUCACGUGAGCACACAAAGCACUAUGCGGCAGGAUCAGCAGAGCUACGUUUUGGCGGGAAAAGCACGGGAUUCAAGAAUCUGAACAUAAUCUUCGACAGUGGGAGCUCUUACACGUACUUCAAUUCUCAGAUCUACCACUCGCUUCUUACUUUUAUACAGAAAGAACUAAAUGGAAAGCCAUUGACAGAGGCAAACGAGGAUCACACACUCCCAUUCUGCUGGAAAGGCAAGAAACCUUUCAAGAGCACACGUGACAUUAGAAAAUACUUCAAGUCCCUUUCAUUCACAUUCCCCAAUGGUUGGAGGUCCAAAUCUCAGUUUGAAAUAACUCCCGAAUCAUAUAUUAUCAUAUCCACAAAGGGCAAUGCGUGUUUGGGAAUACUAAACGGCACCGAUGUGGGAUUGAACAGUUUCAACAUGAUUGGGGAUAUAUCGAUGCAGGAUAAAUUGUUGGUCUAUGAUAAUGAGAAGCAACUAAUUGGUUGGACUCCCGCCAAUUGCGAUCGGCCUCCAAGAUCCUCGACCAUAUAG
This is a messenger RNA of Striga hermonthica, 1527 nucleotides long. Lineage: Eukaryota; Viridiplantae; Streptophyta; Magnoliopsida; Lamiales; Orobanchaceae. The record is from the annotation of a GenBank genome assembly.